AUCCCCGCCCUUCCCUCCGCCACUCUGGGGCGGCCACCGGGGAGCUUCACGGAACUGAGGCUGCAAUAGGGGGAGGGGGCUACAAGGCGGAGGGUGGAGCCAGAGAGGAGAGCGGAAGCCCCCCUCCCCUUCCCCCAGGCUGGGUCUCCGCUUCCCUCCGCGAUCCCCGCUUCUUCCUUGGAGGAUCGGCGCUGGAUCCCUCGCGUGGCAGGUGGGGCUGCUCUCCCUCCAGCCAGAAGAUCUUCCCCGCGCCAGGAGGAAGGGAGCUGCGGAUCCCGCUCUUCGGCUCGCCGGGUUUUCCUCGGGGGAGAUCCGGCUCUGGCUUUGCCUGCAGGGAACGGAUCCCUCCGGGGGGGACAAAGGGGGCUCCGUCCCUCGGCUGGAACUACCCCCUCCUCGCCCGGCCAACGAUCCCCCCCCCGCUGGAUCCGGGAAGGAAGCCUUUGGGGAGAUCGCUUUCAGAAGAUCUCUGAGUGAUCGUUGGAAGAGGAAUCCUCGGAACACCCGUUUCGCUCAAGUGCAGUCGGAGAACAGGAAAACAACAGUCACCAAAGAUUUUCCUGCAAACCAACUAUCAACAGAUAAUAGAAAAUCAGCCCAAGGCAGCAGUUGCCAGAAAGGAUGGAGUCCAUGAAACUCUUGGAUCCCCCUUCAGACACAAGCAGCACUCCGAAAAACCACAAAAAAUCUCAUAAGUGCUCAGAGUGUGGGAAAUCCUUUGCUCUCCAGUCCCUCCUUUUGACCCACAGGAAGGUCCAUGUGGGAAGUGGAUCCAGUGAAGGUUUGGAGGGCGAGAAAUCCUUCUCUGGAAAAGACACCAAAGGUCACAGAAGCCCCCACACAUUAAAAACCUAUAAAUGUGUGGAAUGUGACUUAUGCUUUGAUCAAAAGUCAGGACUUCUUAGACAUCAGAAAAUCCACACUGGAGAGAAACCUCACCAGUGUCUGGAAUGUGGAAAAUUUUUCCGUGAAAAACCCACUCUCAGAGACCACGAGAGAAUCCACACAGGGGAGAAACCUUACAAGUGUUGGGAAUGUGGGAAGAGUUUUUCUCAGAACUCACAACUUUGGCUCCAUAAGAAGACUCAUGCAGGAAUAAAAUCUUACAAAUGCUUUGAGUGUGGAAAAUGUUUCACUCGGAGUACGUCUCUCCAGAGUCAUUGGAAAAUACACACAGGGGAGAAAAAUGAAAAGUGCCUCGAAUGUGGGAAAAGUUUUACCUUGAAAUCAUCCUUGGUGCUGCAUCAGAGACUCCACACCGGAGAGAGACCCUAUGAAUGCCCAGAAUGUGAGAAACGAUUUGUGUAUUCUUCUCAACUUCAGAUACACCAGAAGAGGCACAAAGAGGAGAAACCCUAUAAAUGUGGGGAGUGUGGGAAAAGUUUUGUUACACGAAUAGAGCUUCAGGUUCAUGAGAGAAUCCACACAGGGGAGAAACCCUACAAAUGUGCGGAGUGUGGGAAAUGCUUCUCCCAAAGACAAAACCUUGGAACCCAUCAGAAGCUCCACACAGGAGAAAAGCUAUACAGAUGCAUAGAAUGUGGAAAAUCUUUUGCUUAUAAGCAAGUACUUUGGAGACACCAUAAAACCCACACAGGGGAGAAGCCAUAUCAGUGCAGUGAAUGUGGAAGAUUUUAUCGUACCUCAUCGGCCCUUAGAAGUCAUGUGAAAAUUCACACAGGGGAAAAACAUUACAAAUGUUUAGACUGUGGGAAAGCAUUUGCUCGGUCAUCUCAUUUUAGAAGUCACAGCCGAGUCCAUACAAGAGACAUGGAGGCUGGGAAUCGCUUGGAUCUCCCAUCAGACCCAAGAACCACUUCAAGAACGCCCAAAAGAACCUAUGAAUGCUCAGAGUGUAGGAAAUCCUUUGCUCGCAGGUCCCUCCUUUUGACCCACAGGAAGGUCCAUAUGGGAAAGGGAUCUAGUCAAAGUUUGGAGGGUGAGAAAUCUUUCUCUGGUAAAAACUCCAAAGAUCUCAGGAUCUCCCCAAUACUAAAACCCCAUAAAUGUGAGGAAUGUGACUUAUGCUUUAGUCAAAAGUCACACCUCCUUAGACAUCAGAAAAUCCACACUGCAGACAAACCUUAUCAAUGUGUGGAAUGUGGGAAAUCUUUCCGUAGAAAAGGCACUCUCAGAGACCACGAGAGAAUCCACACAGGGGAGAAACCUUACAAGUGUUGGGAAUGUGGGAGGAUCUUUUCUCAGAAUUCAAGUCUUUGGCUCCAUGAGAAGAUUCAUGUAGGAAUAAAGUCUUACAAAUGCUUUGAAUGUGGAAAAUGUUUUACCCAGAGUUCUGGUCUUCGGAAACAUGAGAAAACACACAGAGGGGAGAAAAACAAAAAGUGCCUUGAAUGUGGGAAAUGUUAUACCUUGAAAUCAAGCCUGGAGCGACAUCAAAAACUUCACACUGGAGAGAGACCCUAUGAAUGCCCAGAAUGUGAGAAACGAUUUAUGUAUUCUCAUGAACUUCAGAGACACCAGAAGUGGCACCAAGGGGACCUACCCUAUAAAUGUGGGGAGUGUGGGAAAAGUUUUAUUUCGCCAGCCUAUGUUCAGAUUCAUCAGAGAAUCCACACAGGGGAGAAACCCUACAAAUGUGGGGAGUGUGGGAAAUGCUUUUCCCAAAAACAACAUCUUGGAAGGCAUCAGAGGUUCCAUACAGGGGAGAAGCCAUACAGAUGCAUAGAAUGUGGAAAGUGCUUUGUAGACAAGCGAGGCCUUUUGGGUCAUCAUAAAACCCACACAGGGGAGAAGCCACAUCAAUGCAACGACUGUGGAAGAUUUUAUAGUACCUCAUCAGCCCUUAAAAGUCAUGUGAAAACUCACACGGGGGAAAAAAAUCACAAAUGUUUGGAGUGUGGGAGAACAUUUGCUCAUUUAUGUUCCCUUACAAGUCACAACCGAAUCCAUACAGGAGAGAAGCCCCACAAAUGCUCAGAUUGUGAUAAAUGUUUUUCUCGGAAAGAUACCCUUGUGAUGCAUCAACGAAUCCACACUGGAGAGAAACCGAAUAAGUGUCUGGAGUGUGGGAAAUGUUUUGCCCAUCCUUCAUCACUUCUCAUACAUACCCGAAGUCACGCAAGAGAGCGGCCUCACAAGUGCACAAAGUGUGAGAAAUCUUUUCAUAGUGAAUCAGACCUUAAAAAGCACCAGAAAGUCCAUAGCAGAUAAAUCUCUUCAGAAAAACCUUGUGGGACCCUCCCCUUUUUCUCCCCAGCAGUCAUAUCUUAAAGUUAACGAAGAACUUCACAAACUGACAGAAAGGUAAUCCUACAAUUGUUUUGUGUGGGGAAAAUGGUUUUCUUAGUCAACCACCUCAAAUUCCAUCAGAAUACACAACGAUGCAAAAGGGCAUGUAGGUAAUGGUGUGAAGUUGUUUUGCUCACAAAACAGCAUUAGUCACUUAUCUGAGUCAUUAUACAAAAGAGUUAAUGAGAGUGCAAGGAGUAGAUAUAAUGUUUUGUAGAGUACAGAAAGUCCUUGACUUAUGACCACAACUUGGGAUGGAUUUCCGAUCAUAAGUUGCUACAGUCGUAAGUCAAGAAACUAGGUAUUUCUGUUAAUUUUUACCAAAAUUUAUUGAUCAAUGAAGAGAACUGAAGAUUUAGAGAAGAGAAAAUUGGUUGAGGGGUGGAAUAAAGAUGCAUCUGGUGAUUUAUUUAACAAUAAAGGGUUGAUGUGGAAUAUGCUGGCUGAGGAUGAAGAGGGAAAGUUUAUUUUUCUUGCUAUUUUUUUGGAGGGAUUGUUUUUCUUUUCAUUUAUUGGUUUUGUAUGCCACCCACUCCGGAAGGACUCCGUUGUCUUUUUCAUAUACAAGACACGUCUUUUUCAUACAUGGCAUCGGACCUGGGUACCUGAGAGACCGCCUCCUGCCGAUCACCUCUCUCAGACCAAU
Thamnophis elegans (Western terrestrial garter snake) is the source of this 3895-nucleotide messenger RNA. RefSeq names its product zinc finger protein 91-like. Gene Ontology annotation, molecular function: DNA-binding transcription factor activity, RNA polymerase II-specific; RNA polymerase II cis-regulatory region sequence-specific DNA binding. The record is from RefSeq and is a predicted model, not a curated record. Lineage: Eukaryota; Metazoa; Chordata; Lepidosauria; Squamata; Natricidae. Gene Ontology annotation, biological process: regulation of DNA-templated transcription. The transcript has 3 exons. Bases 622 to 3171 code for a protein of 849 amino acids.